Molecule: messenger RNA, 277 nt
Organism: Dendroctonus ponderosae (mountain pine beetle)
Lineage: Eukaryota; Metazoa; Arthropoda; Insecta; Coleoptera; Curculionidae
Product: protein brawnin
Exons: 1
Coding region: 1-159 (52 amino acids)
Biological process (GO): mitochondrial respiratory chain complex III assembly
Cellular component (GO): mitochondrion
Source: RefSeq, a predicted model, not a curated record
AUGCCAGCAGGUGUAAGUUGGGGCAAAUAUUUGAAAUUUACCACCUGUGCUAUUCUAUCGAUGUUGGCAGGCUCUCAAGUUGUUCAUAUUUACUACAGGCCCUUAGAUGAUCUCGAUAAAUAUAUUGAGGAUGCAAAAAAAAGAGCUGGAAUGUCAUAGACAAUAUUUCAUUGAUUGUUGUAUCCAGCCGCAACCUCUAAAGAGUCUAAAGGGCCAAAAUGAAGUAGUAGCAGUGUGUUGUAAUUCGUUUGGAAAUAAAAAAUAGGCUCUAAUAUAA